Molecule: messenger RNA, 390 nt
Organism: Scutellospora calospora
Lineage: Eukaryota; Fungi; Glomeromycota; Glomeromycetes; Diversisporales; Gigasporaceae
Source: the annotation of a GenBank genome assembly
AUGUUUGGACUAGGAAAAGAAAGUAUCGAUUUUUUGAUAGAAAUAUUAAACAACGACCUAGAAGUUCUAAUGCAAGAUUUGAUUGACAUAAAUUUACCAACUGUUUGGGAUCUUGAUGAAUUUACUUUAAGUAUACUCUGCGGAUUUUCACCGGCACAAGUUGGAAUUUUAAUGGUUAUAACUCAUCAAAAUUGGAUAUUAUUAACAUUUCAAAUGUUAAUAAAUUUAUCUCACUCGUUUGAUGAUAAACAAGCUAUCUAUGGUAAAGUUCAAAAUCAGUACGAAAAAACAUUCAUAAGACCAAGACCUUUUGUAAAGACAAAACAAACAUGGACUCAAACAAGUUCAAUUACCGAGUUAUUUCAAUUAAGGCAAUUAAAAGAUCAAUAA